Messenger RNA from Brachypodium distachyon (stiff brome), 1424 nucleotides. Its product is annotated as probable BOI-related E3 ubiquitin-protein ligase 3. Bases 191 to 1186 code for a protein of 331 amino acids. Gene Ontology annotation, molecular function: ubiquitin-protein transferase activity. NCBI's taxonomy places the organism in Eukaryota, Viridiplantae, Streptophyta, Magnoliopsida, Poales, Poaceae. The transcript has 2 exons. The record is from RefSeq and is a predicted model, not a curated record. Gene Ontology annotation, biological process: regulation of programmed cell death.
CCCUGCCAUCCAAGGACCUCGUUUGCCACCCUUGCCGUUCAAUUAGCACCUCACUCUUCCCACAUCUGAAUUUCUGGCCGGCCGGGGACGCAUCGAUCGUCCUUGGCUUUAUAUAUACGUACCGCGCGUCCACGCCUCGCCUAGCUAUCCGCGAGGCCAAAAGGAAAAAAACGGACGCACGCCGAUCGCCAUGGCCGUGGACGCGCAACGCCUCAACCACAUGCUCGCCGCCACCGCUCGCCGCCAGCCCGCCGUUCCUCAGGGGCUCGCCAACCGCGCCGGUGCCAGGAGUGCCGCCGCGGCGGCGCCUUGGCAUGGCACUGGCAGGCUGCAGGCCCCUGCGGCCGGCGUUGCGGGGAGCAGCAGCCAGCAGCAGCCGUUGGCGUACAUGGGCCUCGGCGCGCCGCGGCCGGCGCCGGGGGCGUCGUCGUCGUCCGGAGCGGAUCAGUAUUCGGAGUUCCUGAAGCUGGCCGCGGUGGACCUGGUGCAGAGGGGCGUCAAGCUCGAGGGCGCCCAGGAAAUGGUGGCUGGGGCCAACAAGCGGAAGAGCGCCGCGCCGGAGCCGGAGCCGGUGCUUGGGGCGGCGGAGCUCGCCGCGUUUGCCCACGGGCAGCUAAUCGCCGUCGACAGCCUCCUGCUCAACCAUGCGGCGAAGAUGUGGACUGGUCUGGCCGAGCAGAGGCAUAAGCUCAUGAGGACGGUCGCGGAAUCUGUGGAGGCCAAGGCGGCGAGGGAUCUCAAGGCCAAGGAGGAGGAGAUCGAGAGGGCGAGGAAGAUCAACUGGAUGCUGGACGAGCAGCUCAGGAACGUCUCCCUCGAGUCCCAGAUGUGGCGCGACCUCGCGCUGUCCAACGAGGCCUCGACCAACGUGCUCCGCGGCGAGCUACAGCAGAUGCUCGACGCGCAGGCGUCCCGCGGCAGCGUCCGGCGCAACGACGUCGCCGACGCCGGGUCCUGCUGCUAUGGGGAUAACGACGUCCGCGGGGAUCAGGAUCAGGAGGUGACGGCCCCAGUGGCGGCGGCGGGUUUUGGGAUGUGCAAGGGAUGCGGCGCCGAGGGCGCGGCCGCGGUGCUGCUGCUGCCGUGCAGGCACCUCUGCCUGUGCGCGUCCUGCGCGGCCGCGGCGACGGCGUGCCCGGCGUGCGGAUGCGCCAAAAACGGCAGCGUCUGCGUCAACCUUUCUUGAUGAGGCUAGGGAGGAAUAGUAUUAGGAGUCGUCGACUUUUUAGUUUUUUGUUUUUCUUGAUGGGGGAUGAUGAUAUUGGGCGAUGGUUGAAAAUGACUUGGAUGUAUGUGAGAGGAUGAGUUUCUCCCCUCUGUUGUUCGGUUUAGCUUUUUUCUCAGGCUGUUGGAUCAAUUGUUCAACAAUGAGGAAAACCAGUUAGUAAUGUUCAUUGCUUCAGAUUGGAUUACAUUCGUUUGAA